Molecule: messenger RNA, 516 nt
Organism: Bipolaris zeicola 26-R-13
Lineage: Eukaryota; Fungi; Ascomycota; Dothideomycetes; Pleosporales; Pleosporaceae
Exons: 2
Coding region: 1-516 (171 amino acids)
Biological process (GO): vacuolar protein processing
Cellular component (GO): intracellular membrane-bounded organelle
Source: RefSeq, a predicted model, not a curated record
AUGGCACAGAAAGCUACCAAAACGCUUGCCGCCUCCAACACCAAGCGCCUUAACCAGACCCUCUACGUCACACUAGUUGUCCAUGGCUUCUGGUGGCUGUUCCGAGCCCUCAUCUUCCGUGCCUCUCUAUCCCGAAAGUCGCUGCUUCUCUACCUGCUCCUAUCGGCCCCGCAGCUCCUCAUCCAGCUUUACUUUGAGCGUCUCUCUCGCCCCACCCUCACUGCCGAUGGCGCUGUGAAGCGACCCGGCGAGGACCUCGAUGCCAAGGGCCUGACCGAGUACAUGUGGGAUGUGGUUUACUGGACUUAUGGCUGCAUCGUUCUGGCUGCCAUUGUGGGCGACUAUGCUUGGUGGUUGUGGACCAUCAUCCCCGCCUACAGUGCCUAUGCUGCCUGGGGCACUUACUCUGGCAUGAGAGGCGGCUUCCAGGAUGCCGCAGGUGUGCCCCAACCGCAGGCAAGCAAGAGACAGGCCAAGAUGGAGAAGCGGGGUGGCCAGAAGGUCCAGUACCGGUGA